Molecule: messenger RNA, 2517 nt
Organism: Odontomachus brunneus
Lineage: Eukaryota; Metazoa; Arthropoda; Insecta; Hymenoptera; Formicidae
Gene: Exd2
Product: exonuclease 3'-5' domain-containing protein 2
Exons: 7
Coding region: 493-2409 (638 amino acids)
Biological process (GO): nucleobase-containing compound metabolic process
Cellular component (GO): cytoplasm; nucleus
Molecular function (GO): 3'-5' exonuclease activity; nucleic acid binding
Source: RefSeq, a predicted model, not a curated record
CUUUAUUCGUAUAGUCGUGCGUGAUACCCGUAGCCGCGUACGUCAGCCAUCUUCAUAAGCUACGGGGUGCCUUGAACCUCGUUUGUACUCCGAUGAAGCGGAUCUAUUCACCGAGAUGAUUCUUUUAUACGAAGCUUCGCGCAGCGGCGAUUGUUACUCCAAACGUCCGUCGUGCAGGUUUAUCAUGUAGAACGACUUGUCUGGUCGAUGAUUCAUAGUAAUUUUAUUUAAACAAAUGUCUGUAUAAAGUAUUUACUAAAUCGUGAUUAAUUGAUGUCUUAAAAAUUUUCGUUUCUGUAUUUAAACGUUAAUCUCCCGUUUACUUAGCGCAGUUAGCUUAAUUGCCUAUGAUAAUUGCUUAAUAUUUAUAAAAUUGUAACAUAAGAGUUUAAUUACUCAUACGUCCAUAUAUUGGAUACGAAGGAAUUGUAUAUAAUAUACCGGUUUUAAUUGAAUUCCGCGUGCUCUUGAACGCCGGUCUUUCUUUAAUUAAUGCUUCCGGCACGUAACAACAUGUUCCUCGUGUGCGUGACCGUGGGACUCGUUUUCUUGGCGUCGAAAUAUCGCAACAAUGUGCUCCGCAGCGUCAAGCACUUGUGCAAAAAUAUCGCGAGUCGGGAUAAUCGUCGAAAUAAUAAGAACAUCGAUGAUACCGUAACUGCUACAAACGAUAACAACAACAACGAUAACAACAACAAUUGUAAAGAUAUUAACAACGAUGAAAAUUGUAAGAAUGAUAACGGUAUUUAUACUAAUAUCAACAAUAACGACGAAGAAAAAAGACUUCAAAUUACAUUAGACAAGAUUAUAUUGGCGGACUCUCUAGAGAAAUGCGACUACGCCGUCCAACGUAUUCGCUGUAAUCUGUCUGAAGGUGUACUAGGUUUCGAUUGUGAAUGGGUCAAUGAAGGACCUGUUUGUCUGUUACAAUUAGCCACUUUCAAUGGAGUAUGUGCUUUAUUUCGCAUUGGAAAGAUCGGAUAUAUUCCUGAUAAACUGAAGGAACUGCUAUCUAACAAGCAUAUCCUCAAAGUAGGAGUUGCUUCGUUUGAGGAUGGGCAGAAGAUAUUGAAGGAUCAUGGGUGCCAAGUUAGCGGGACCCUCGAUAUAAGAGGUUUGGCUGAAGCUAUCCAAUUACCGAGUUUGAAGAGCUUAGCGGCAAUGAGUUUAGAAUAUCUUAGUCUUGAAAUGGACAAAAUAAUAGAACUGAGGUGUGGCGACUGGGAGGCUAGCACCCUGACCGACGAACAAGUGAAGUAUGCCGCUUGUGACGCGAUCAUAUCCAUUCUCAUUUACCAAAAGAUAAUGCAGAUAAUGCAAAAAACUAAACAAAGGCUUACGUUAUGGCAGAGAUUCAAAAUUUAUUUAUGUAACAAGUUCAACAGUAAUGUAAACACACGAAUUCAUGGCGUACCUGCUGGAAUAGUCGAUACGAGGUUCAAGGCUCGAAGAUCAAGUAGUACUAAUGUCAAUACCUCAAAUUCUACUAAAAUAUUAGAUAGAAGUUCUAGUGCCGAACGUAAAAAUACAAUACCUACAAGGAAUAAGCCGUUGUAUCAUAAUUGUUAUCUACAAGCACCUGAUGGGGAGAUACUGUGUACAUGCGACCGCAAAAAGGCAGAAUGGUACAUCGGGAAAGGAUUGGGAGAACUCGUUCAUACAGAUCCCUACACGGUGAAACUGAACUUUGAACCAUCUGGUCGUGCAUUAGGCGAAGUCGGACAGUAUUAUACUCAAGUGAAAGUCAAUCAAUGUGUAGUCUGCGGAUGCACCGAAAAGUUUAUCAGGAAGAACGUUGUACCGCGAGAAUAUCGCAAAUAUUUCCCACUGGUGAUGAAGGCGCAUCAAUCCCACGAUGUGUUGUUGCUAUGUCCGUCCUGCCACGAGAACAGCAAUAAUAACGACCUACAUCUCAGAAGAAAGCUGGCAGAAUUGUGCGAUGCACCUUUGAUCGGACCGUUGUCACAUAUGCGAGAUAAAUAUAUGAGUAACUUUCGAAAGCUUCAGUCAGCCGUUAAGGUAUUGAAACAAGGGUUAUCGGUACCUCAGCGACGACGCGAGGAACUUGAGUUUUACAUAUUGGAGUAUACGGGGCAGAAGGAGGUCACUCCAGUUAUGCUCGAUACCCUGCACGAAAGAUUGAAUAACGUGCCGAUUCAACAAAUGAUUUCUAACCAGUUUAAGUACCUACCGCACGGCUUAAAGGUGGUGCAAUAUUUCCAAAAGCAGGAAGGUGGGCUAGUUGAAUUGGAGCGUAUGUGGAGAGAACAUUUUCUUACCACUAUGAAUCCGAAAUAUUUACCGAACUUAUGGUCUGUACGUCACAAUCAGGAGCGGUUGAUCAUGCGCCAAGCGCAAAAUCGAAUCGAACCACAGGAUGCGAAAAUUGCUGGACUAAUAGCGGUGUAAUUUAAAAAUUGUACCUGUAAGGACUCGUAUAAGAGCGAGAACUUCAAAGAAGACUGUUAUAUUACUCGAUAUAUGCUUGAAUAUAUAUAUCUAUGAAUUAUCUUUUUA